CUAAGCAACAAACAGUAAGGAAGCUAUGUUUAAAUACAAGAAGUGCAGAAAGCCUAAUAAUGGGGAGGCACAAAUCAUCUGCAGAGAGUGUAGGGGAGAGUUUCAUGUGCCCUCAACCACAACAAAAUACCGUUGUCCUCGGUGCAAAACAAUCAAUUUAAGUUUAGGAAAUGGGCAAUCAGACAAAGAUAGUGGCAAUAAAAUGGGGUUGGUGAAAUUUUCUGCUGCUAAGAAUGUCAUGAAAUCGGAUGAUAUCUCACAGAAUGCUAGGAAAAGUUCAUAUGUUAUGAAUCAAAGGCCUUCUUCAUUUUCUUUGAUUCGCUCUUCCUUCUCAUUCAGACGAAGCAAUAAGCGCGCGGUUCUCUGUGGAGUUACUUACAGGAAAAGAAGGUACAGACUCAAAGGAACCAUUAAUGAUGUUGCCAACUUAAGGGAGCUUCUGGUGAAGGUUUUUGACUUUCCUAUUGAAUGCAUACAUGAGCUCACAGAAGAGCAAAAGUGUCCAGAUUUAGUCCCAACAAAGAAAAACAUACUGGAACAAUUGAAGUGGCUUGUGGAAGGCUGCCAGCCAGGAGACUCAUUGGUGUUUUACUUCUCAGGACAUGGCAUUCAACACACAGAUUCCGAUGAAGAUGAGAUAGAUGGGAUGGAUGAAAGCAUUUGUCCAGUUGAUUUCCAGCAAGAAGGCUCGAUUCUCGACGAUGAUAUAAACUCCAUCCUUGUUUGGCCCCUCAAACAGGGUGUCACACUUCAUGCCAUUGUUGAUGCUUGUCACAGUGGAACAAUCCUUGAUCUAUCACAUGUCUAUGACCCUGAAAAAUGCAUAUGGAGAGGUAACAAGCCUUCUUCCACAGAACCUUCUAGAAAGCACCCAAAUGGGGGACGGGCAAUUUGUAUUAGUGCUUGUGAAGAUCAUCAGAUGGCUGUUGAUACUUCAGCUUUCCGUGGGAAGGGAAUGAAUGGUGUUAUGACCUAUCUGUUCACAAAAGUCAUCAGAAAAUAUCCUGAUAUAACAUAUAGGGGUGUGAUGGAACAGAUGGGGAAGGAAAUUGAAGAGAUUAUGAGAAAUAGUUGUCUUCCAUCUUUUUUCCAACAUAUGUUUCGUCCCAAAUUUGCGCAGGUUGGCAUUUUCCUUUCUCUUUCCAUGAUUACUCCCUGUUUUGACAUCAAUAUUAACAUGGUCAAAUGCUUUAUUCGAGAUUCUCUGGAAUCACUUUGUUAGGAUUCAAAUGUGAAUUAAUGUGGGGGAAACCCAACAUUGGAUAGCAUUAGACUGAAGAGUUUGAUGUGAAUUGAUGUUCUUCCUAGUUAAUGAAGUUUGUCUUUUGUGGAGCAUUUCAGGAUCUCGUCAUAUCAUCAUCUGAAGAGUUUGAUGUUUCUCGGACUAUAUUCACAUUAUGAGUAUGCAAAAGGGUAAAGGACAAUCUGAUCAUCUUAUUUGCCGCAUUGCAAGGAUAAAAAGAGAUUUCUUGUAUUGAACAAUAGAUAUAUUUUUAUCAUACAAAUGUAAGAAAAUACUCACACUGAUCCUUACAAAGGACAUUUUCCAUGGUCCUUAAUGUAAGACCAUUGUCCAGAAGCAUUAAGUGAACCUGGUCGGGGGUAAUUUUAAAAAAAUUAACUUACUUUUAAUAAAGUAUGUUGAACUAUGUAAAGUUGUAAAUAGAUCCUCAUAAUAAGAAUAGAAGGUAGUAUAUUGGGU
This is a messenger RNA of Neltuma alba, 1702 nucleotides long. RefSeq names its product metacaspase-3-like. Gene Ontology annotation, molecular function: cysteine-type endopeptidase activity. Lineage: Eukaryota; Viridiplantae; Streptophyta; Magnoliopsida; Fabales; Fabaceae. The coding region runs from base 26 to 1222 and encodes 398 amino acids. The record is from RefSeq and is a predicted model, not a curated record. The transcript has 4 exons. Gene Ontology annotation, biological process: proteolysis. Gene Ontology annotation, cellular component: cytoplasm.